UUGUUCCUACUUCUACUAUAAGGCAAAAACCCAAAACCCCGCUUCCUAAGCCUCGCUGCUUCGGCCGCCAACCCCCAUCGUCGUCCAACCGUCUUCACUGUCCUUCUUCAGCGACCAGUCCAUUAUUCUUUUUCGUCUGGUUUCUAACCCUAACUCCAUUCUGCUUGAUUUUUCCCUCUUAACUGGAUCCGAGGGUUGGAAUACUGUGCUUGUAAGAUAUGUCACCGUCUCAGUUGUCUUCUUCAGUCAGGUCUGAAAAUUUUCCUAAUCCUUCAGUCUUACAGUGGUACCAUCGUUUACCUGCAUUUCUUUCUUCUAUAAACGAGCUACUUCGGAUUUAAUUUCUUCCUCUUGUUGUUGGGAUUUCACUUCAUCUUGUUAUCAUUUGGAUAUUACCUGAUGGGUGUUCGAUUCGUAUUUCUAUUAGCUGGAAUCACUUUUUUAAUCUCAAAGGUCUUACUUGAUGAGAAGAGUGGGUUUAGGUUUAUUGCAUGCAACAGUUUUGAGAAAAAAGAGACCUUCAAUCAAUUAUUCUUCUGCGUCCUCUUUGUUAUGUUGCGAUCACCAUCUCCCCAUUUCAGAUUCAACCAGUCAACUGAGUUCCACCAAUGGAAUUGAGGGAACAGAUUACAGUUUUAAUUUCAACAGGCGCCCAAGUUUUCUUCCUUAUGUGGCCAUUGUUGUGCACACGUUGGAUUGGAGUUUGGUGAAGGAUACAAAGUUUGCUGAUACCGUGAAUCAGUUUGGUUUAUCUCAUUCAGUAGAAUCAUUUGCGAUUCUCAUUGGAAUAUUUUCCUUAUCAGGAAUGCAUGGCAAGGCUCGCUUCUUAUUUAGAAGCAUUGUAGAGUACUACAAUAAUUCAAAGCAUAGUAGCCCGUGCUUUGAGUUGUUUGAUUUGCUAUCUUUAUUGGUCAGUUUUGCAAAUGGUGCUGUGAAAUUGUUAGAACCUUAUAGAUCUGUCAUUCAGGUUUUAGCUGAGAAUUCCAUGUUUGAGGAUGCAAUCAUGGCAUAUUUGAAGGUUAAAAAGAUUGGAUUGGAAAUUGAUGUUCAGUUAUGCAAUUUCUUGAUUAAACGUUUGGUUGAUAAGAAUGAGAUUGAAUAUGCUAGGAGUUUGUUCUAUGACAUGAUGAAAUCAGGCCCACCACCUAAUGUCUAUACUUACACUAUUAUUAUAGAUAUGUGCAUGAAGAAAGACAUAAUGGAGGUGCAGGAAGCUAGUUAUAUUUUAUUGGAAAUGGAAAGGAAUGGUGUGAGACCAAAUGAAGUUACCUAUGCUACAUAUAUUCGAGGGCUUUGUUCUGCUGGAGAUGUAGAAUCUGCUUGGGACUUUCUCCAGGAUUUGAAGAGUAGAAGACUUCCAUGUAACACUUACAGUUAUAAUGCCAUUAUUUAUGGCUUCUCUUCUAAUGGCAAUUUGCAGAAAUCUCUGAUGGUAUUUAAAGAAAUGAAGGAAUGUGGAGUUCAACCUGAUGUCCAUAGCUAUAGCAUUUUGAUAGAUACAUUAUGCAAGGGGGGUAGCAUUGCUGAAGUCAACAACUUGUUUAUGGAAAUGAUAAACAAUGGAAUCAUGCCCACCAUUGUUAGUUAUAGUUCCCUUUUAUAUCGUUUAUGUUCGGUUGGGAAAGUUAAAGAUGCUUGCUUAAUAUUUAAUCAGCUACGGGAAAAUGGACAAUCAUUUGACCUCAUUGCUUAUAGUAUCCUUACUGGUGGCUGUUCCCAGAAUGGGGAUGUAAAUGGUGCUCUGAUGCUAUGGGGGGACAUGAUCAAAAGGAAUCAUGUUCCGGAUGUUUAUUAUUAUACCAUUCUUGUUCAUAGUUAUUGUAGAGUUGGAUGGAUGGACGAAGCUCUAAUACUUUUCGAAAGCAUGUAUAGUACCGGUGUGAUGCCCAAUAUUGUUACAUGCACUUUAAUCAUUGAUGGGCUUCUCAAAAAAGGAUUCACGAUAGAAGCAUUGAAGUUUUUGAAUGGCAUGGAUGAGCUUGGAAUUAUUCCAAACUUGUAUACAUUUACUACUAUUAUCAAUGCCAUGUGCAAAGCACAGAUGGAAGAGGUGGCAUGGGGUUUUUUGGGAACUGUGAUGAAGAGAGGCUUUGUUCCUGAUGUUGUUUUGUACAGUACCCUUAUUCAUGGCCUUGUCAAUAAAUCAAGCUUGGAACAAGCAUUUAAGCUUUUUGGUAAAGUGAUGAAGGAAGGUGUUACUCCAAAUAUGUUCACAUAUACUAGCCUUAUAAGUGGACUCUGUCAUGAAGGUUAUUGUAAGCAUAAGAAUAUGAUGAAGGCAGAGGAAGUCUUUAGAACAAUGCAGGAAAAUGGUUUAUCAGGAGAUGUUUAUUUAUACAAUUGCCUGAUAGAUGGAUACUGUAAUCUAUUUCUAAUGGAUGCUGCUAUCCUGAAAAUGGAUAGAAUGAUCCAAUAUGGUCUCGCCCCUGAUGUUGUGACUUAUACUAUUCUCAUUAAUGGAUACCGCAAGAUGGGUGAUAAAGAUAAAGCCCAUAAGAUGUUUAAGUUAAUGUUGAAACAGGGCAUAUCACCGGAUACUCUAUGUUAUUUAUCGUUAGGAUUGGAUAAUUGCCCUGUGGAAACAGGUUGAGUGCUCAAAGGAUGAUUUUCUUUGUUUCCACUAGUCAAUGAUUGCAUGUUUCUCCAUCAAUCAUUUCCAAUAAUUCUGGUACAUUUGUUUCUACUGCGCUACUACUAAAUUAUUAUUAUUAUUAUUCAUUUA
Molecule: messenger RNA, 2722 nt
Organism: Dendrobium catenatum
Lineage: Eukaryota; Viridiplantae; Streptophyta; Magnoliopsida; Asparagales; Orchidaceae
Product: pentatricopeptide repeat-containing protein At3g22470, mitochondrial-like
Exons: 2
Coding region: 464-2590 (708 amino acids)
Molecular function (GO): protein binding
Source: RefSeq, a predicted model, not a curated record